Messenger RNA from Zingiber officinale, 1767 nucleotides. RefSeq names its product probable UDP-arabinose 4-epimerase 2. Gene Ontology annotation, cellular component: cytosol. The transcript is spliced from 10 exons. NCBI's taxonomy places the organism in Eukaryota, Viridiplantae, Streptophyta, Magnoliopsida, Zingiberales, Zingiberaceae. Gene Ontology annotation, molecular function: UDP-glucose 4-epimerase activity. Gene Ontology annotation, biological process: beta-D-galactose catabolic process via UDP-galactose, Leloir pathway. The record is from RefSeq and is a predicted model, not a curated record. Bases 224 to 1579 code for a protein of 451 amino acids.
CCUGAUUCCCCCUGCCAACUUUCUUUCCCUCUUCAGCCAGCUUAAAGUCCACUGCGACUCGGUCCAAACUUUCUCCGCUUGCUUCUCGCGUUUUCCUUCUCCAAUUCGGUCUCUCCCCGCCUCCGCCGCCAGCUCACUUCAUCAGGUUUGCAAUCGGUGGUUUGGAUCAUUGGACGUGGAGAGUUGUUUUACCCUAAUUUGCAUCUGAUUCUAGUGGCCUGAUAUGAAGGACCUCUCUCACAUGCUACCUGCAAGUAGAAAUCGUAGUCAGCCCAGGGCGAAUAGACCUUUGCCCCUAUCAGGCAUCGACUACUCAGAAUCACAUCGCAAGCCUCAGGUUCUUGGAAAACUUGUUAUAGCAGUCAUUAUUACAGCCGUAUGCAUACUGAUUCUAAAGCAAUCCCCAAGCUUUAGUGGCCCCAGCAAGUUUUCUCGUCAUGAGCCUGGAGUGACUCAUGUCUUAGUGACUGGAGGUGCUGGGUAUAUUGGCUCACAUGCUGCACUUCGACUCCUGAAAGACAAUUAUAGGGUCACCAUAGUGGAUAACCUUUCCAGAGGAAAUCUUGGAGCAAUUAGAAUUCUUCAACAGCUAUUUCCAGAACCUGGAAGACUUCAAUUCAUUUAUGCUGAUCUAGGAGAUGCCGUAGUUGUCAACAAAAUUUUCGCAAAAAAUGCAUUUGAUGCUGUUAUGCACUUUGCUGCGGUUGCUUAUGUGGGAGAAAGCACACUAGAACCUCUUAGGUACUAUCAUAAUAUCACAUCGAAUACUUUGGUGAUUCUAGAAGCCAUGGCAGCGCAUGGUGUGAAAACUCUUAUUUACUCAAGUACAUGUGCAACUUAUGGAGAACCAGAAAAAAUGCCGAUUACAGAAGUAACUCCUCAGCAUCCUAUCAACCCAUAUGGGAAGGCCAAAAAGAUGGCGGAGGAUAUCAUUUUGGAUUUCUCAAAGGGAUCAGACAUGGCAGUCAUGAUCUUAAGGUCUGUCUCUGAUGGUCACUUAUGCCUGCCUAUCCUGCUAGAGCAUGAUCUAAUCUCUCUCUCUCUCUCUCUCUGCAUUGACAGAUAUUUCAAUGCAAUUGGAUCAGAUCCAGAAGGAAGAUUAGGUGAAGCUCCGAGACCCGAGUUACGGGAGCACGGGCGUAUAUCUGGUGCUUGCUUUGAUGCAGCAUUGGGUAUCAUACCUGGUCUGAAGGUUAAAGGAACAGACUAUCCUACAAGUGAUGGAACUUGUAUUAGAGAUUAUAUCGACGUUACUGAUCUUGUCGAUGCUCAUGUGAAAUCCCUCGACAAGGCAAGGCCUAGCAAAGUCGGCAUAUAUAAUGUCGGUACCGGAAAAGGCAGGUCCGUCAAGGAAUUCGUCGAAGCCUGCAAAAAGGCAACCGGAGUGAGCAUCAGAGUGGACUACCUCGAGCGCAGACCCGGUGACUAUGCUGAAGUUUACAGCGACCCAUCGAAAAUCAACCGCGAGCUCAACUGGAGUGCCCGUCGCACUGAUCUUCAGGAGAGUCUUUCGAUCGCUUGGAGAUGGCAGAAGUCGCAUCUGAAUGGCUACGAGUCGGCUUCAGUUGUGGCGCUUUGAUCAGUCUGUUUCAAUCUCGUACAUUCAUUUGUACAAAUAUGAACUUCUUAAGUCAUUUGCAAAAUCAAACUUGCUCGAUUUAAGGCGGGGGAUUAAAUUUUCGGUGACGAUAGGAAGAAUGAAAAAUGGUGUGCCUGUACCAGAUGUAGAUCGCAGCUGAUGGUAGUAGAAUUCAUUUUAUCAUCUCA